This is a messenger RNA of Impatiens glandulifera, 1371 nucleotides long. Its product is annotated as spermidine coumaroyl-CoA acyltransferase-like. The transcript has a single exon. NCBI's taxonomy places the organism in Eukaryota, Viridiplantae, Streptophyta, Magnoliopsida, Ericales, Balsaminaceae. Bases 1 to 1371 code for a protein of 456 amino acids. The record is from RefSeq and is a predicted model, not a curated record.
AUGGAGAAUCCAACUUUCCUAGUUAACAAAAAAGAUAUUUUUCUUGUUAAGCCGUCUGAACCAACACCGUCGGUUGUCCUCUCAUUCUCUUCUAUUGACAACGAUUACAAAAUCGAGUUACUUGUCCACACCAUCCAUGUCUACAAGGCAAAUGAUCAAGAGAGUAACUUGCAAGAUCCAUCUUGCCUCAUCAAAGACGCCCUAUCUAGGGUGCUCGUGUACUACUACCCCAUGGCCGGGAAACUCAAGAGGCACAUCGAUGGAAAACUCCGAAUCACAUGUAAUGCUGACGGUGUACCUUUCUUGGAGGCUAUUUCAUCUUGCACCCUUUCUUCCCUCAAUUACCUUGAAGGUAUUGAUUUGCAAACUGCAAAAGAGCUUGUUUUUAACUAUCCAAAUCAAAGUGAAUUAGGUUAUCACCCGCUUGUCAUGCAAGUUACCAAAUUUUCUUGUGGUGGUUUCACCAUAGGGAUGGGAUUGUGCCAUUCCAUGUGUGAUGGGAUGAGUGCUUCCCAAUUUCUUAGAGCAUUGGCUGAUCUUGUCAAAGGCAAAAAUGAGCCAUUGAUAAAACCCGUGUGGAAUAGGGAACUAUUAGUUGUGGAACCAUGUGAGGAGCCCAUUCAACUUCCAUUUCAAAAACCAACCUUAGCAAAUUCCCCAUACUUGCCCACCACAGAUCUUGUUCACGAGUCCUUCAACUUAAGAGGCGAGAGUAUAAAGAAAAUAAGGUUGAGUUUGAUAGAAAAAGACGACGACGAUGGAUCAAUUCUAAGAAAGAACAUCACAAGUCUUGAAAUAAUAAGUGCUUAUAUUUGGAGGUCAAUGUAUAGGGCCUUAGAGUUAAACUCCGACGGUGACACAAUCUUUUCUAUCAUCACGGGGAUAAGACACAUACUUAGAAAUCCACCGUUGCCUCAAGGGUACUAUGGUAAUUCUAUAAUUGUUGUCAACUCUGAGAUGUCGGGUAAAAAACUUAACGAGGAUCCAUUUCUUGAGGUUGUUAAGGCUAUAAGAGAAAGCAAAAAGAAUGCUUCCGAUCCCAAAUAUGUUUGGAAAGCUAUAAGUAUAUCCGAGUCGAUGAUAAGGUCAAAACCGGUAUUUAAAAAUAACGGUGCAUGUGUGUUUUUGACGGAUUGGAGGCACCUAGGGUUGAUGGAGGUGGAUUUUGGGUCGGGGGAGGCCAUCAACCUUAUAGUGUUGCCUUGGAGUUCAAGUUUUUACGUGGGCAUGUGUUUGCUUCUUCCUACAUGCAAACUCAAUGCCAAGAUGAAAGGUGGGACUAGAGUCUACCUUACCCUCCCAAGGGCUGCUAUGCCUAAGAUGAAGGAAGAAAUGGAUGCUAUUGAUGAACAAAUGGACUUCAUCAAAUAA